AUGAUGUCCAACAUCCCCGCAAAAGAAGUCCCAGAUGAUUUGAAGAUACUCUGGGAGCAACAACAGAAAAUUGCAUCAACUGCAUCUGGUCGGGGGUACCGUUGGCAUCCAAGGUAGGUAUUAUAUGAAUAUGAAAUAACAUAUAACCGGUGCUGGCUAGCACUCCUUGGGCCCACUCAUCAGGCAUCAGGCCUGUAGAGGGUUGUUAGUUUCUAUAUUAUUACACAGAUAGGAAGUCGUUGUUUGCACGUCCAUUUUUAUUGUUAUGAAAAUUUUAAAACAAUUACAAAUAAUACAAAUAGUCUCUUUUUCUGACGCAAUUGUUUUAAAUUUCCAGUAACUUGUAUCUGAUGUGGUAACAGAUGAUGAACUGCAAGCAACAGACUCUCAGUUAGUCGGUUUAGUGAAACAAAAAACCCAAAACAAAUAGCUUUGAAACAUAGGAUAAAAAAUAAAAGAGAGAGAGAAGGAGGAUAAAAGCUUGUUUCAAGAUAUGUGAAUAACCCUUUAACGUUCACUUUAUACUUAAAGGUGAUUGAAAGUGUGUUAUCUAUCAAUUGUAUACCGAUGUCAGUGGGAGGCUCAGUUACAACCUUGACAAUGUCUGGAUUUCUUUUUGAUGAAAGACUUGUUAUAAGUACCAUUCUAUUUCACUUAAUCUCUCAUUUUUCAACAGGGUUAUAAGGUUAUGCGUGGAGUUAUACAGCAAGAAUCCACAUACUCGUGAUCCACUGCGAAAAUUCUUAUAUCUACCGAGUCACCGCACCAUCAGGUAAUUGUUGUAGAGUUUCAUCCAGUAUCCAAAUAAAACAUUCAUUGACACUACACUCUAACAGGAUACCAAACCAAACUUUAUAAGUUUUUGCUCAUCUUACUGAUGUACCUUCUUCACAGUUCCAAAGAAAUAAUUCAUUGUAUAAUAUUCAUUGGAAUAAUAAUUUUACUUUUUUUCAAGGUACUACAAGAACAAAACCCCCCAACGUCCAGGAUAA
Porites lobata is the source of this 992-nucleotide messenger RNA. NCBI's taxonomy places the organism in Eukaryota, Metazoa, Cnidaria, Anthozoa, Scleractinia, Poritidae. The record is from the annotation of a GenBank genome assembly.